This is a messenger RNA of Planococcus citri (citrus mealybug), 4594 nucleotides long. Its product is annotated as sushi, von Willebrand factor type A, EGF and pentraxin domain-containing protein 1-like. Lineage: Eukaryota; Metazoa; Arthropoda; Insecta; Hemiptera; Pseudococcidae. The annotation marks the transcript as partial. The record is from RefSeq and is a predicted model, not a curated record. The transcript is spliced from 23 exons.
AUACGAAUAUCUCACGUUACUCCUUUUGUCGAAUGUUUCGUUUUAGAUAGAGAAUGCGAAGAGUUAGCCAGCCCUAGCUUCGGACGGGUUACCUUGAGAGGGUUGUUGUUUAGUGAUAAGGCGAAUUAUACUUGCGAACUCGGCUAUACCCUGGUGGGACCUAAGCAGAGGACAUGCCAAGCUGAUGGCACCUGGUCAGGAAACACGCCUACCUGUAAACAGAGCAGUUUUUGCACUAAACCUCCAGUGAUUGGAAAUGCCCGUCAUAAUGCUCGUCCUGAGCAAAAUGCUUUCGAUGUGGACGAGACGAUUCAAUACCAGUGUACGACUGGUUACGUCACCAAUGGUUUCCCUGCAGCCAAAUGCCUGGCAGUGGAAGGAACUGCUUCUUGGUUCGGGCCGGAUAUAUCGUGCGAGCCCAGAACAUGCGGUACACCCCAUGAAAUCUCCAACGGCUGGCACACCGGCGACUGUUUCACGUUCAACUGUCGAGUCAACUACCACUGCGAAGAAGGAUACGAACUGGUAGGCAGACCAGAGCGAACAUGUCAAUCAGACGGCCUCUGGACUCCCAAAGAAUUACCGUCUUGCGUGCCCGUACAGUGCCCCACACCUGAAAAUCCGCUAUUUGGGACGGCGAUAUUUACCUCGACGUCGUAUAAUUCGGUUGUAUCGUACGAAUGCAAGUACGGAUAUAUGCUGGUCGGAGAACGGACUCGAAGAUGCGGAGCUGAUAAGAAAUGGACGGCGGCUACUCCUAAAUGCCAAGAAAUCAAUUGCGGUCCACCCGGUAUCCUUCAUAAUGGUUGGAUGGAGAAUUUGGAAGCGGGCACUGGUCUAGGAGCUAGUAUUAUAUUUCGAUGCGACGACGGUAUGUUAAUGGUGGGCAAUGCGUCGACAGUGUGUCAAAAUGAUGGCAAAUGGAGAUACCCGCCUCCUCUAUGCUUAGCUCCUUGUAUCGUACCUAAAGUUCAACAUGGCAGACUUGUCGUCUCUAUAGACGACAGUGGUUACGAGAGUGAGCAUAAUUCUAGCGCAACGGCGGUGAAACCUUCGCUUAUUGAAAUAUCUAUCGUGAAACAUGCCACUCAAGUUUUCGUCGAGUGUGACAAUCGUUACGAGUCAUCGAACAAUACGAUUCCUGUUGUAUGUAAUAAUGGCACUUGGUCUUAUAUACCCAAAUGUCAACCUGCUCGAUGUAAACAUUUGCCCAAGACUCCGGAGAAUGGUAUGAUAAUUGCGCCUAAAAUGGAACACGGUACCAAGGCAAGGUUUAAAUGCCUCGACGGGUAUACCAUUCUGGGGAACAAAACAACCGAAUGUAAAUAUGGAAAUUGGUCUUCCGAAGUGCCUUUAUGUGUAGAAAAAUAUUGCCCUUAUCCGGGAACCAUUGAUAAUGGGAAAAUACUGCUGGUAGGGAGCAUGGGUAAUUACGAUUAUCGACCUUAUGUCAAGAAAGUCAUCAAUGAUAGACAAGUAGUCUACGAAUGUGAUAAAGGAUACGUCUUGGAAGGAGGUCCGGUCGGAGCUACUUGUGUGGAUGGCCACUGGAGACCUCAAAAGUUACCUAAAUGCAUCCACGGCAAACACCCAUCCAUCAAGGUAUCCAGAUCGAUACACGAAGACGAACUGCAGCAAUUCCUGAACGAGACUUUUUCACAGACUGUGCAAAGAAUCCGACGAGCUUUAUCUGGGCAAAACUCCCAAGUAAAUGUGAUGAGAACGAAAACUCAAACAUCGACGAAAGAAGGUAAAGAGAAGAAUACCGGUAUUGGUGGGCGUUCACGUAAUCGAGGUUUCGAUUCGGAUUACGAUAUUGAUACGAAAGAUUACGACGAUCCGGAAUUGAUGGCGAACAGAACGGAUAUCGAGCCGACGGAAUCGAGAAAAGGACGUAAAGGCAAAAAAAAAUUUCGUCGUAAAACUCCUUGUCCGUUGCUUUCGGAUGAGCCUUAUUUGCACGUGGAAAUUGUCAAAGUGGGUAAAAAUCCAAACAUAACGUAUUACCACGGUACGCUGAUACGUGUUAUUUGUGCUCGAGGGUAUAAGCUUAACAUUGGUACGAAUAAUACCGCCAAAUGUGUACGCGGCAGAUGGAAACCAGAGAAACCUGAUUGCGAUAUAAUACCUUGCAGAGUACCUCACAGUGCAUUCGGGGUCUACAAACGAUAUUCGGUGCAGGGAUUAAGUCCAGAAGACUCGCUCAUCACAGAAGAGACAGAUUUCAUCGACGGAGAUACGGUGAAUUUCACAUGUGGUCCAGGAUUCAAUAUCAAAGGACCUUCUUCGUUCACUUGUAUCCUCGGAGAAUGGGAUGUUCCUAUUAUGCCGGAUUGUACUCCUGCACCUUGCGAAUUACCGGCCAUAGUCCACGGCCAAUAUUUAUCAGGGUAUAGAUCCGGACUAACCAUAGCCAACGGCUCAUUUGUGAAUUACCAAUGCGACCACGAAUUUGUUAAAAUAACCUCAGUACCGACAGAAUGUUUUCGGGGCGAAUUGCUGCCAAAAAAGCCAGCCUGUCGGAGAGAUCCAACGUUGUAUACGUCGGGUAGUGAUAUCCUCAGGUCGACCGAAUUAGGAUCUAUGGAUUUGUUAUCGGGUCUGCGGGGAUCAUGCGGGCCACCAGCUCGUAUUCAAGGGUCGCUGAUUUUUCGCAACGGUGAACCUAUCUCGGAGACUGAGCGAAGAAUUUUUUUCAGUUUUCCAGACGGGACCGAAGUAACGUUCCAUUGCAUCGAUAACGUAGUUUUGGGGCAAAAACUCACGUGGAGAAUUAUUUGUGCCGAUGGGAGCUGGAUCGGCAGAUCUCUGUCUUGUGACGCCGAAGAUUUAAUAGAAACAAACGUUAUAAUUAAAGACAAUUCGACCUGUACGAAUCGCAACACCGAGCCUAAUGUGGCAACUUUCCUCGACGACGAACGUAUUGUCGAGUCUGUUACCGAAUUUCCCGCCGGCACCGUUCUAACGUUUCGCUGCGUAGAUAUUGGCAAAUACGCUAUGGAGGGGUCCAAUAAGAGGCAGUGCAGUAAUGGAGAAUGGGAUGGAGAGAAACCAGUCUGUUUUGGACUUAAUCAAGAAAACGCUUACGCUUUGGAAAAACCUCCGACGAUACUUUUUCGUCACGAAUCCGGCCCUAUUGCGCAGAGCAACGAUGGUAAACUGAUCGUGUAUCCGGGUACAGUGCUGCAUAUGGAGUGUCUGUGGAUUAGACGAUUUGGAACUCCUAAAUGGAAUGUUAGCCAGUCUUAUAGGGAAUAUCCCCAAGGCUGGACAACAGAUCCAAAUCGAGACAACCAGUUAGAAUAUCGUUUAAGCAUUUAUCACGCUGUUCAAGACGACUCUGGAUUAUUUUCAUGCAUAACUCCUACAAGACAUACACAUUCGGUGGAAAUAGUUGUCAAAGCUGUUCAUUGUCCAGCAGUGCCAUCGAAAAAAGGUCUAAUUAUGAGUACCAAGGAUACGAAAAUGAAUACCGAAGUGCAGUUCUCGUGUUCUAAUGGUAAUGCUCUUUCCGGAGAAGACUUCGUGGUUUGCCUGCCUUCAGGGAACUGGAGUGCUAUUAUACCAACUUGUGAGACUGUUCAAUGCCCAGAGCUGAAUAAUUUAACAGACGCGAACCUUCGGGUAGCCGUAUUAAACCGUAUUGUCGGUGGACAAGCGAUGUUCAGUUGUAUCCAAGGGUACGGUCUUCACGGUCCCAUACAUUCGACUUGUCUACAAAAUGGAUCUUGGAGUCAACCAUUCCCUACGUGUUCAGAAGUAUUUUGUGACUGGUCAGGGUAUCUAACACACGGUUACACCCUAAGCCAACGGAAAAAAUAUAAGCCCAGAGAGAUAAUUCAAUUUAAUUGCCAACCUAAUUACGUAUUGGAUGGCCAGUACGAAAUUGAAUGUCAAGAAAACGGCCAAUGGUCUUCUCCUAUACCUUUAUGUAUCCAAGCCUGUUCUUAUCCAGGUACUGUGAUCAGUGGUCGUAUGUCGUAUGUUAAAUUCUACUACACUAUCGGAGAAGUGAUCACGUUCACUUGCGAAGAGGGUCUAGUUCUGCAAGGCUCCGCUGUACUGCAUUGUUUGCCAAAUGGCAAAUGGUCUAAUACGAUACCAGCAUGCAUUCCAGCCGAUUCGAUACGUUAUAAUAUCACCCACGCGAGAAACUAGCUAAAAUAUUUUUUAUAUCCUAUACAUAUAACAUAAUAUCAGUAUUAUGUGACAUUUUGUUUUUGUUUUUUUUUAAUUUUUUUGUUUCCUUUUUUCAAUAUGUUAUUCUACCUUUUUUUUUGUUUUGUUUUGUUAUAUUCCUCUUGUGUUUAUUAAUAAAUGAAAAAUUGUUAAAGAUUUAAUGAGUAAAUUACACGUAUAAAUGUAGGUUUUUUUGUAUUAUAAACAUUACGCUGCUUAAAAAAAUUCUGUUUUGAGUAAAUUGUUUCAAAAGGGGGUUCUCCGAUGGUACCAUUUUGCGGAGGAUAAUUAAUUUUAUUAAUUCAAUGUUAAUUAUGGCGUUCGAGCAUACCUACGAUACAUGUAUUUGUAUUUGUACCUACUUAUAUUAUAGAAUUGUUCAUUAUUGACAAUAAAUUUUUCAUUUAGUUUUUAA